Messenger RNA from Hyla sarda, 1536 nucleotides. Its product is annotated as potassium voltage-gated channel subfamily C member 1-like. Gene Ontology annotation, cellular component: axon; voltage-gated potassium channel complex; neuronal cell body membrane. Lineage: Eukaryota; Metazoa; Chordata; Amphibia; Anura; Hylidae. Gene Ontology annotation, biological process: potassium ion transmembrane transport. Bases 210 to 1433 code for a protein of 407 amino acids. Gene Ontology annotation, molecular function: delayed rectifier potassium channel activity. The transcript has 4 exons. The record is from RefSeq and is a predicted model, not a curated record.
CCCUUGACCACGUCAACACAAAGGAGAACUAUAAUGCAAAAAUAUGUAUCCCCCAACCAAAGUAUAAAAUAGAAAUGUGGCUUUGUGUUACCGCUGAAGGGUCAUUUACCAACAUAUACCCGCCAUACACUUCUAAGUAAUCUGAACGACUGUCAGCAGAAUUGAGCUCCGGCACAGGAAGGGUUACAGCCGAGCUCUCCAGGCCGGGGAUGAUGGGGGUCCCUGGCGGAGGCUCGGAUUACGCUGAGUCUUUCCUGCUCCAGGAAACCACAGAGUAUGUGGCAUUUGCCUCCCUCUUCUUUAUUCUGGUUUCCAUCACCACCUUCUGCCUAGAGACUCAUGAACGAUUUAACCCCAUUGUGAACAAAACAGAGACUGAAACCAUUGGGAAUGAAACCCAUCAACGGUUUUACCUUGCAUCAGAGACGGAAGCCUUCCUGACAUACAUUGAAGGAGUCUGUGUGGUCUGGUUUACAUUUGAGUUCCUGAUGAGGAUUACCUUCUGCCCGAAUAAGGUGGAAUUUGUAAAAAACACUUUGAACAUUAUUGACUUUGUGGCCAUUCUGCCUUUCUAUCUGGAGGUGGGACUCAGUGGCCUGUCUUCCAAAGCUGCAAAGGAUGUCUUGGGCUUUUUACGAGUUGUCCGUUUUGUGAGAAUUCUUCGAAUUUUUAAGCUCACCAGGCAUUUUGUUGGGCUAAGGGUUCUCGGACAUACGCUUCGUGCCAGCACAAAUGAAUUCCUGCUGCUCAUCAUAUUCUUGGCAUUGGGAGUUUUAAUUUUUGCCACAAUGAUCUAUUAUGCCGAGAGAAUAGGUGCUAAUCCCAAUGAUCCUAGUGCCAGUGAACAUACACACUUCAAAAAUAUCCCUAUCGGCUUCUGGUGGGCUGUAGUCACCAUGACCACACUUGGCUAUGGAGACAUGUAUCCUCAGACAUGGUCCGGCAUGCUGGUGGGAGCAUUGUGCGCUCUUGCCGGUGUGCUGACUAUUGCUAUGCCUGUACCUGUUAUUGUGAACAAUUUUGGAAUGUAUUAUUCCUUAGCUAUGGCUAAGCAGAAGCUACCAAAGAAAAAAAAGAAGCAUAUCCCCCGCCCUCCCCAACUGGGAUCCCCAAAUUAUUGUAAAUCUGUUGUAAAUUCUCCUCAUCACAGCACGCAGAGCGACACUUGCCCGCUCGCACAAGAAGAAAUUUUAGAAAUGAACAGAGCAGAUUCCAAACUGAAUGGAGAGGUGGCCAAAGCGGCAUUGGCAAAUGAAGACUGUCCCCACAUAGACCAGACAAUAACGCCCGAUGAGGGCCUGUCCUUUACGCAGUCUAGCACUAGAGAGAAAGGUGGACCCUACUUUCUCCUUUCACCUGAGGAAUAUCCAAGCCCGCCUGAUGGAGGAGUAAGAAAGGGCAUGUUUUUGCAAAGAGCAUCGUGUCAUUGCUAAAUAUGCAAACAGAGGCAGCCAUGGCAUCUUGGGCUGAUGUGCGGGAAAGAAGCGCCGCGUUGUACUCACCCGGACAGAACCUCUGCAUGUGGACAAACAUAUC